Messenger RNA from Prunus armeniaca (apricot), 495 nucleotides. NCBI's taxonomy places the organism in Eukaryota, Viridiplantae, Streptophyta, Magnoliopsida, Rosales, Rosaceae. The record is from the annotation of a GenBank genome assembly.
AUGCUUCAGGGAAGAAAGCAGUUAAAGGACCUUGUGAAAAGGGUUCAAGCUGCUCGUGAUGAAAUGCAAUGGGGUGAAGAGGGCCCUCCUCCAUUGCUCGUGAAAAUUGCUCCAGAUUUGUCUAAAGAAGACCUUGAAGAUAUUGCUGCAGUUGCCCUUGCCCUUCGCUUGGAUGGAUUGAUUAUAUCAAAUACAACUGUUUCACGAUCAGAUCCUGUUACUACAAACCCAGCGGCUUCUGAAGCUGGUGGCUUGAGUGGAAAGCCACUCUUUAAUAUCUCUACCAGUCUCUUAAAGGAGAUUGGUGAGGAUGCUUACAAAAAGAUACGAGCUGGAGCAAGUCUUGUUCAGCUUUAUACAGCAUUUGCCUAUGGGGGACCUGCUCUCAUCCCCCAGAUAAAGGCCGAAUUGUCUGAGUGCUUAGAAAGGGAUGGUUUCAAGUUCGUUAGUGAAGCAAUUGGUGCAGAUUGCAGAGUGGCAACGCCAAAAGCAUAA